This is a messenger RNA of Lasiosphaeria miniovina, 1512 nucleotides long. Its product is annotated as cytochrome P450. Lineage: Eukaryota; Fungi; Ascomycota; Sordariomycetes; Sordariales; Lasiosphaeriaceae. The record is from RefSeq and is a predicted model, not a curated record. The coding region runs from base 1 to 1512 and encodes 503 amino acids. The transcript is spliced from 6 exons. Gene Ontology annotation, molecular function: oxidoreductase activity, acting on paired donors, with incorporation or reduction of molecular oxygen; heme binding; iron ion binding.
AUGGCGUUCUCCGACAGUAAGAUCCCAAACUGGGCCCCGUCGUCUGUCGUGGCGCAAGCCGUGGUUGGGAUUUUGGCGCUGUUUAUCCUGCAAACGCUCUACAGGGUCGUCACGAACCCGUUGUCGUCCAUCCCGGGCCCGUUUUGGUCGCGGUGGACGAAUCUGCCGGUCAAGCUCAGGCUGCUGUCGGGGUCCAAGGCGACGUAUGUCCACUCGCUGCACGAGAGAUAUGGACCUGUGGUGCGGCUCGGCCCCCGCGAGGUGGACGUCAGCGACGUCGGCGCGGUGCGCGAGGUGCACAAGGCGCGGUCCGGCUUCCUCAAGGACCCGGGCUACUAUGUCGGCGGCGGCGUGCGGAGCGUCUUCUCGGCGCUGGACCCGGUCUUCCACGCGCAGCGCCGCCGCGCCCUGGGCCCGUGUUUUGCCGAGGCGCAGCUCGAGACCCUCGAGCCGACGAUCGUCGAGCGCGCCCGGCUGACCAUCGCCAAGCUCGGCGACGAGAUGGCGACGACCGGGUGCACGGAUAUCCUGCACUGGUGGACGCUGUUCGCCAUGGAUGUCAUCAGCGAGAUGUGCUUCGGCGAGUCGUUCCACAUGCUGGAGGUCGGCAAGAAAAACCAAUACGCCGAAGACAUUGCCGAGAUGGGCUCGCUGCUCCCGCUGCGCGGCGCCUUCCCCUGGCUCAUCUGGCUCGCCGGCUACGUGCCCUUCUUCCCCUACUUCAAGAACGUCGGCGCGACCCGCCAGCGCGUCGUCGAGUACGGCGCGGCGCGCGCAGCGCAGUACAUGCGGUUGGUCGAGACCAACGACAGCGCGGUGCGCAAGACGCUCUUCUCCAGCCUCGUCGCUAAAGGCGGCGGCGGCCAACGAGGCAGCCCAGAACAGCAGCUGUCGCAGCUCGACAUCACCAUCGAGUCGCAGUCGUACAUCACGGCGGGCACCGACACGACGGCCAUCACGCUGACGUACCUCAUCUAUGCGGUGCUGCGCCACGACGCCGUGCGCGCGCGUUUGUUGGGUGAACUCCAGUCCCUGCCCGACGGCUUCACCCACCGCGACCUGCGCGCGCUGCCGUACCUCAACCUGGUCCUCGAGGAGACGCUGCGGCUGUACGGCGCGUCACAGGGCGCGCUGCCGCGCGUCGUCCCGCCCGAAGGCGCCGUGCUCGCCGGCUACGCUGUGCCACCCGGCGUCGUCGUGUCGACGCAGAACUACAGCCUGCAUCGCGACGGCGGGGCGUAUCCGGAUGCCGAGAAGUUUGAUCCGUCCCGCUGGGAGAGCCCGUCGCCAGAGGCAAAGAAUGCGUUUAUGCCGUUUGGCAUCGGCCCGCGGAACUGCAUCGGACUGAACCUGGCCCGCAUGGAGCUGCGGCUCUGCACGGCCCUGUUCUUCCGGGCGUUUCCCGACGUCCGGCUGUCUAGCAAGUACGGCAUGUCGGACGCGGACAUGAGGCCGCAGAUCAACUUCCUGGUGAUGCCCGCGGGGCACAGGUGCUUAGUAGAGCUCCCGUGA